UAGCAGGAAUCAAAUAAUGUGUUUUAAAUGUUUCAAUAAGAUAGUAUAAAACAAUUAUUAUGGAUUUGUAUAACACUAUUUCGUUUCCUUUAGUGUCACACCUUGGAGGCUCAGAAUUGGUUGCGUCAAGAGAAUUGAAAGACAACGAUAUAUCGGAGGAAAACAAGGACUGGGAGAAUAUUGUUUGUUGCAGUCCUGUACUAGAAGCAUGGGCACGCUGGGAACUUGAACUCAAGUACUCAGUUGACAAAGCUCUUGGUACAUUCUUCAGCAACGAAAGAAGAAUAAAAAUGAUCACGGAUUAUAUGAAAGGUCGCUCCAUAGAGAUCAAACCAGAUGACUUGUUUGAAUUGGUUCGUUUAGCAGAUAUGCUACAAGUUAGUGACCUAUAUGUUUAUUGUAAAUACCGUAUAUCAAAUCUUGUGAUCACAAAAGACAACUUUUACAAGAUACUCCACGCCUGCACCUUAUACGAUUUUCAACAUGAACAUAUGGAUCGAUACAUUCGAGGAAAUCUAAAUGAAUUGUGUGAAGAAGCAGAUAUUCUAAAGAUUGACCCAGAGUCUGUGGAACUUCUUCUUACUGAUAAAGAACUUUCAUACUGGCAGACAACAAGCAGAUUUAGGUUAAUAAGAAAUUGGUGUAGAGCUAACAGAAGUAAUAACUACUUUGAAAAAUGGUUUGAGUUCUUAGAUUUCUAUAAAAUGGACAAAUAUUACCUCGAUAAUAUUGUUAAAAAAGACUCCCUUGUAAGAUUAUCAAUCACUUGCUUGCAAAGAGUAAAUCAACAUUCUAAGUGAGAUACAAGAUGCGCCAUUGCCGUUUGUUUUUAUUCUGGGCGAUGAUUGUACUGGAUCAAACGUUAUUGAGUUAAAUCUUGAAGACAAACAACUGUACAAAUUUAACUUUCCUGAUAAAAUAAUGGAAACUACUUACGUCCAAUGCGUGAAAUCCACUGGAAAAAUGUCAUUCUUCAUUCCAUCGAAACAGCGGAUAUUUACAUAUGACGUAAAUGACGGAGGUAGUAUAGAGAAACGCAUUGUUUGGAAGGGAAAAUAUCCUGGAAACAUAAGCCAUAUCUUAGAAACAAAAAAAGGCCUAGUAUUCAUUUCGUCGGGAGAAUACUAUAAUGGAAUUUCAGGGUAUCAGAAUUGUAAAAAAAUUGUACGGGGGUCAGUAUUAUACCAUAUGAUAAGCGAAAAUGCAGAGGUACUUAACGUUGAACCGUUCAUGACAUUAUCCUUUGAAGUAGACUGUGUGUGUUACAAUCAGUCAAUGAUUCUGAUGUCCACAACAACAUAUUCGAAAAGGAGAAAUUUGUACUGCCUUAAUCUUCAAACAAACACAAUAACAGAAAUUAAUCUACAAAUCAAUGAGAACCAAAGGUACGGGCUUUUUGAGCAGUCGUCUGUUAAAUGUUUAUUGCCAGUGCAUGAAAAAAUUCUCGUUGUGACUGGAAUGUCAUUUAUGUUAUUGUCAUUAAACAAAGAAUCAGAUGCCUACAAAGUAGGGGAAAGGAAUUGUUCGAAUUUGACUCUUUCUUCACAGGGAGCCGCUUCAUACGUAUUUAUUUCUGAUAAUUUGGUAGAAUUGAAAGAGCGAUAUACACGUAUCAGUUAUAAAAGCAAGGAUCAAACGUCUUUCCAAGAUUGGCACACACUUAAAUUGAAAAGAUUGAAAAUACCUUACUUUAAACCAAUAAUGUGUGCUUAUGUCGAACGGACAAAACUAUUAUGUCAUAUAAUGUGCCCACAUUGUGAUCCAGAUGUCUGGGGAAAAGAAGCUGAAAUGAUCGGAAAAGAGGAAGAGUUGCAACAAAGAAAAGCUGAAAUGAUUAGAAAAGAGGAAGCGUUGGGACAAAGAAACAUAAUCGUGCACUACAGCUCUUACAAUGAAGAAUCUGAUGUUUAUAAUGAUUAUUAUGAUAAUCAUUACCACCAUGAUGAUUAUAGUGAUGAUCCUUGGAAUUAGAGAGAAAUGUACUGGGAUGCAAGUGCGGAUGAGUUUGUUGAAGCUGGGUGGUAACAGAAACACAGUUUACAAUUGAAACUGAAUGAAUAUGAAAAUAUGUAUACAUUAAAAAUAAGAAUGAAGCCUGUUGAGAGGAGAAUAAAAUGUAUAUUAGAUCUGAUCCAUUAAUUUGA
Ruditapes philippinarum (Manila clam) is the source of this 2144-nucleotide messenger RNA. RefSeq lists its product as uncharacterized. The transcript is spliced from 3 exons. Bases 922 to 1971 code for a protein of 349 amino acids. The record is from RefSeq and is a predicted model, not a curated record. Lineage: Eukaryota; Metazoa; Mollusca; Bivalvia; Venerida; Veneridae.